AUGUCUGAGAGUUUAUCAGAUGAAACUGAGUAUCAUACUGAGCAAAGUGAUGAUAUUGAAUUGGAUUUCCAUAGAGAUCCAAGAGUACAAUGGUUAAAAGAGCGAAUUCUCACAUAUAUUGGGAUGGAGGAUGAUGAUUUGUUCUACAGUAUGCUAGAAGAGAGUGACGUUAAGAAGAAGUUAACAAGGUUCAUUACUGCGUCGUUGAUGCCUAACGAGUUGUCAUUAGAUAAGAAAACAUUUUACAUCUGCAAGAUUAUUGUCGACAAACUGAUACACGAAGACAAGGAGUUUACAGAAUGGAGAAUAGUGCCACCCCCGCCACCUCCACCACCGCCGCCGACAAAAAAGAGAAAAGGAAAAAAGGGGAAACAAGCAGAAGUAGAACCAACGCAAGAUGAAACAUUUGAAGGAGACGCGCUAGAUAAAAAAGCAGUGAAGGCCGCUAGGAGCGGAAAGAGCGUUAAAAGCGCUAAGAGUGCGAAAAGUAUGAAGAGUUUUAAAAGUUCUAAAGAUCUCACAGAAAUAGAGACAGCGGCUGCAUUAACCGACUACGUAGACACCGAAGACGAAACUAAGACUUCGAUAGACCUUCGUGGGAAAGAUGAAGAGUUUGCCAUGGGCACUGAGGAAAUGUAUGCCUUUCCACCACCACCCGAAGACUUAGAUCCAGAAAUUGACGGUACUGUUGAGUUCUACACAGUCGUGAGAUCCGUCCCACGUAUAAUUCAGUAUCCGAAACUUUUGCCACUCUUCGGUGCCUUCACUCCACAAGUGGUAAAUCGCAACCGCCGCUACAUCUAUUUCCUGCGGCAAUCGCAAGAGGGCGUGCCGAUGGCAGAAACCGAUUACGUGACCAAGCUUAAAAUGCCAGAGUAUAUACUCACAGGAUGCGCAUCGGGUAAAGUGUUGAUGAGUUUGGGGAUGCAACUUAAAGAAAUGUUCAUACCACUAUUUAGCCAUCAAUUCCGUGAGGUCACAGUAAUGAAUAUGGAAUCAUCGCCUGGCAUACUAUCGAGGCAGGUUUCCUACGCUGGUGAUCACUACAAGAUGGAUGAGACAGCAUCUCAGGUCAAUUAUCUUCGACCAUCCGAUUAUCGCAGGAUGUCAAAUAUUGCAAGAGGUGAAAACGCGGAAAGGAGGAUGAAAAGCAUGCGCUCCGGAUCUCAGGCUUUUGUGCAAAGGCCGUACAAUAUGAAUGAUGCCCCCAUGGAAUUAUUGACAUUGGUACCGCAACAAAACAUGGGUGACGCCACUGAUAAACAAAAAUCAACGGCCGAAGAAGUCAUAAGCGACAUUCGAGAGCUCGUAGGAAUAGUGGAAUGGACCAUAGAACACAUAGAAGGUGAAAUUCAUAUGCCUAUGCCGAACAUACCGAUACUAGCGGACGAACAAACUGAAGUGGAUAUAACAGACCCAAAACUUGUGACGCAACUAGAAGAGGCUGUCAAUAUGUGGCAAACACACAUUGAUAAUACUAUUACAGCCUGUUUGGGUAAGACCCGCGAAGGCGACGGUCCAGUCGCCGAAUACAAGUACUGGCGUGAGCGCGAUGCCGAGCUAUCUCUCCUAGUGGAACAACUCAAACAACCACUCGUCGUGAAGAUACUCAAUUUAUUAGAGAUGGCAAACUCGCCAUACUUGGAGAGCUUUAGAAACUAUAAGGAGAGACUUAUCGAACAGUAUAAUUUGGCUGGUGACAACUUAAAGUUCCUUUCAACGCUGUUACGCUUUUUUAACGUGAUAGAAGACGAUUCGCCCCUCCAGCAAGUGAUAGAUAUAAUGCCGGAGCUGAUGGAGAGCAUUUUUAUGGUGUGGGUGCUAUCCAAAGGUUACAGGACAGACGAAACAAUGGUGCCUCUCAUGGCUAGGAUAUCUUGGGCCCUAUGCAAUAAGUUGGAGAGAUUUCUCAAUGUUCAUAAAUUAUUCGACAAAAGUAACGAAGAAGUUCUGUCACUCGCGCGCGCCGGACAUAAGAUCAUGGAGAUGUGGCACACUUUGUACAAGGAUACGCGACGCAACAUCGAGUUGAGUGGGAAGGGCGCCCGCUGGGAGUUCGAACAGCCGCUACUCUUCACUACCACGGACUACAUCGGCACCGUUGCACGCGAUUUAGCCGACGUCGUGCAGGUUCUCAUCGACUUCGAGCGAAUAUUCGGCGCGGAACUAAAGUCUAUCAUAAGCGACCCGACGCAGAUCGACGACGUUCGAAAGCGCGUGAAGAAUCUCGUGUACCCGAUACGUACGAUCGACUUCAGCGUGUUCGUGUUUGACAACAAGGAGAACUGGGAUGUCAUAAUGAGCGACUUCUGGAAGGAGGUACGCUAUUUGGAGGAUGAAGCGAAAAAUUACAUCAAUCAGAGCUUCGGGAAUUUACGGUCCGCUGAAGAAGCUUUAGACGUGCUACUUAAGUUCCUCGAGUUCGAUACGAGAAAAUCGAUUCGUAAAGAACUGUCUACCAAAUUCGAUUUGGUGAUGCGUCAGUUCAUCAAGGAAAUCACUGCCAUUGAAGACAAGUUUACGCGUUUUCGUAAAAACCCGCCAUUGCUUCGGAAUCAUCCGCCUGUUGCUGGAGCGAUAUACUGGGCUCGAGCACUAUUUAACAAGAUGAAGCAACCGGUCAUGAAGUUUCAAAAGGUACCGGAGCUCAAUGAUUGCGAGCAGAAAAAGGAAGCAUUUCAACAAUACAAAGCCUUCUCAAAAGUUAUAAAGGAAUAUGAGGAUUUAAAGUUUAAAGAAUGGGCGGAAAACUGUUCAAAAUUCGUCGACAAUGUGAUGAAGAAAAAUAUUUUACAUGUUAAAUUUAAAGAGGGCAAAGGUAACAUUAUAUCAGAAUCGCAGCCGACAAUUACCGGUCGCGGCCAGCUAUCCAAGAAAAAGGGCUCCAACACUUCGUUAAGUCCCACCGACGUCGUCAACAAAGAGAUAGCUGACAAAAGGCGUAGGGAUAAAGCACUGAUGCUGAUGCGCAUACCGGGACAGCACUACGAGAACGUAAGAUCACCGAGCUCCAUGUCGAUUCUCGCUAAGGAAGGACUGACGGAUGUAACAUGGCGUGAUUUAACUGUGCACAAGCUAAUCCAAGAAUACGAUCUGGAGUUUCAUCCCAAUUUCGAUCGCAAGAUCUUUUUGAUUUUGCGAGAAGCUGAACUCAUGGAACAACUAGGUUUUAACCUUCCUUCAAACAUUCGGGACGUGGCGAUGCAAAAAUCCCGUCUCUACUAUGAACUAGAAGCACUCGAUAAUGUCAUAAGUCGAUACAACAGUAGUAGUCAGUCUCUCAGCACAUCUGAGACGCAUCUCAUGAAGGUACACUUGCUGGAAAUGGAGCGGCACAUACUGCCCGGCCUGACAAGAAUAACCUGGACUGCGUUGGGAAUCAAAGACUAUAUCAGUGACAUAACGAAAGGUCAAAAUUCUUUGCAAGCCGUGUAUCAACAGUUAAAGAUGGUUGAAAAAGAGAUCCAAGUGUUAAUCGACCAACUGGAGCUUUUUGACCUGUUUCCUAUUAUAAAGCCACAGGAUUACGUGUGCCCAGAGACUGGUCAACCAGAUGACACUUGGCUGUACCCUUGUAAGACAUACUUUGUCGAAGUAGAGAACGAACGCAUGUCUCGUAUUUCGACACUAUCACGCUUGUACGACCGGAUCGGACCGAUCUUGAUGAAACUGGAAUAUCUCAUUCUUGGCACUAGUACCGGCAAGUCGAAUGUCAUGGCCGCUUACUACACUUUCUGGGAGAAGAAUAUAUUCAAGUCACUUAUCAAAUUGACUCUCGAAAACAUGGAGCAGUUUCAACAAACGUUAAGUGAAAAUUAUGCUCUCUUUCAAGUGGAUGCUGUGCUUGUACCACCGGAUAUUGCAAUGCGUCCCACCUCUUCAGAAGUUUGCAACAUUAUGGGAUACGACAUUAAGCAUUUCCUAAACAGACUAACAGCGUUUCCGCGUUGGAUGAAGAACACGUGCGUCCCGUGUCCGCCUCAACGCAUUGCGGAGGCGACAGGCAACGAAUUCUAUGUGUUCUCCUUCUUUGAGGACAUCCUUCGUGUGGCUUCCAUAAACGACAUCACCCUGUUAAUACAGGAUACGAUUUAUAGACUAACGCAAGAUAUUAAUACUUACAUACAGAAGUGGCAAAAAUACCAACACCUAUGGGCUUUCGACAAGCAGCUCUCCUGCGAAAAGUACACGCAGAAACACGACCAGAUACACAAGUACGACGAGAAAUUCUUCUUCUUCGAGGACAUAAUAUCGGACCUAACGGAGCACGUUAAGUACGUGGACAUCGGAGCGAUACGCGUCAACUUACGCCCAAUCAUACGCCAGAUACAGGACCAUGCGCAAGAGUGGAAGAACAUACUGGGGCAUUGCUUAGCGUCAAAAACUAGGAUGAACAUGUACGAUCUUAAGAAUCAGAUUGAGUCUCUUCGUAUGACCAUGAACAUGAACAUAAAGGGACUCGAGGACUUCAAAUUAGUAAUGGCCACCAUUACACAAGUGCAAGCAAUGACCAUAACUGCUGAAGUAAAGUACAGGGGUAUGCAAGAGAUCUUCCACAUGCUGAGACAACAUGGCAUUGAAGUAUCAGACGAAGACCUCAGUUUCGCCAAAAACCUAGAAUCAUCGUGGGGUAGCCUCUACCAGUCGUCUUUAUUCCGCGGAAACACUCUAGAGCAAACAAAAGAAAAAUUCUCAAAGUUGAACGUCGUAGAAAUUUCCACGUUCCUAAGAGAGCUUGAUGAGUUCAUAGAAAAGUUCGACAAGGAAGGUCCCGGGAGUGUUGGAGAUGAUAUGGAGAAAGGGCUACUAUUGAUGGAGGAAUAUGCAAAAUAUUUUGACGAGUUAGAAUCACGCAAGAAAAACCUACAAGCGGCGGAACAACUUUUUGACAAUCCGCUGGCUGAUUUCUCUAAUUUCAAUCGAGCUAAAAAUGAUUAUCAAGCGAUGGAAUUGAUUUACAAGAUUUACAAAGCACAAAAGAAUGCACGGGAAAAUUGGGCUAAGACACUAUGGGUCAAUUUGAAUGCGCAAGCUCUCGUUGAUGGAAUUGAGCAGUUCUUUAAAGAAUAUCGUAAACUACCGAAAGCAGUUCGUCUGACGCCGAUGGGUUUGAUGCUCGACCUAAAGAUGAAGCAAUUUAAAAGCGUCGUACCGUUGAUGGUGUCUCUGAAAAAUGAAGCCAUGCGGGAACGUCAUUGGAAAGAGCUGAUGGCUAAAACUGGCCAAGAGUUCGACAUGUCGCCCGAUCGCUUCACGCUAGAGAACAUGUUCGCCAUGGAGCUACACAAACAUCAGGACGUAGCUGAAGAAAUUGUCAAUCAUGCCAUUAAGGAGUUGGCGAUCGAGCGGGGCGUGAGGGAUGUGCAGGAGACGUGGGCCGCGGUGGCCUUCACAGUGUCGCGGCACAGCGCGCGCGGAGAGGAGCGCGGCUUCACGCUCGACGCCUGCGACGACGUGCUGGCGCGCCUCGACGACGACGCCAUGGCGCUGCAGGGCAUGGCCGCCUCGCAGUUUAUUGGCCCAUUCUUGUCGGUGGUGCAAACUUGGGAACGUCGCUUAUCCCUUAUAUCGGAAGUGAUAGAGGAAUGGCUGGCAACACAGCGCAAGUGGCUCUAUCUGGAGGGCAUUUUUGUUGGUGGCGACAUUCGCUCCCAGCUGCCCGACGAGGCUAAGAAGUUUGAUGAUAUUGAUAGGUCAUUCAGAAGGAUUAUGCUAGACACGGCAAAGCGCUUGAAUGUUGUUGACUGCUGUACAAUUAGCGGGAGACUAGACGAGUUCGUCAAUCUGGGAAUUGGACUUCAAAAAUGUCAAAAGUCUUUGAAUGAUUACUUGGACUCCAAAAGACGGAUUUUUCCGAGGUUUUUCUUCAUAUCGACAGACGAGCUGCUUUCUAUUCUCGGUAGUAGUGAAUGUAGCUGCGUUCAGGAGCAUAUGAUCAAGAUGUUCGAUAACAUACGGGCAUUAGAUUUGUAUGUUGACCACACCAAUCGUCCAGUGGCUGCAAAAAUGAUUUCCGCAGAAGGAGAGAUAAUGGACUUCCGGCACGUCGUGUACACGGAAGGCAGAGUCGAGGACUGGAUGAACCUAGUCCUUGCGGAGAUGAGAAACACAAAUAAAUUUAUCACCAAGAAAGCUAUAUUUUACUACGGUAAAAAUUGGAAUGUUCCCAGAACGGAGUGGAUAAUGGAGUAUCAGGGCAUGGUAUGCCUGGCUGCGAAUGGCGUAUGGUGGACGGCUGAGACUGAGGAGACAUUUCUACGGAUACGUAAGGGCAACAAACGCGCCAUGAAGGAACACCUGCAGCAACAGAAUGAACAGUUGGAUGGGCUUGUGGUCAAAGUAAGACAAGAUCUGUCACCGAACGACCGACUAAAGUUCCGUACGAUCACGACGAUCGACGUGCAUGCGCGCGACAUUAUCGAGGGGUUUGUCCGCGACAAUGUGACCGAGGCCGCCGCUUUCCAGUGGGAGAGUCAGCUGCGCUUCUACUGGCUUAAACGUGACGACAAUCUGUGGAUAAAACAAUGCACUGGGCUGUUCGAGUACGGCUACGAAUACAUGGGGCUGAAUGGGCGUCUCGUAAUCACGCCUUUGACUGAUCGCAUUUAUCUGACAAUCACACAGGCUCUUACUAUGCAACUCGGCGGAGCACCAGCAGGACCGGCGGGGACAGGAAAAACGGAGACAACUAAAGAUCUAGCGAAAGCCCUAGGCCUGCUCUGUGUAGUGACGAAUUGCGGUGAAGGUAUGGACUUCCGGGCAGUGGGACAGAUCUUAGCUGGUCUGUGUCAAUGUGGAGCCUGGGGAUGUUUUGACGAAUUUAAUCGCAUUGAUGUGUCUGUACUUUCUGUCAUAUCAACGCAACUGCAGUGCAUUCGCAGCGCUUUGCUUAUGAAACUAAAGAGAUUCACGUUUGAAGGACAAGAGAUAGUCAUGGACAGCAAAGUAGGCAUCUUUAUAACCAUGAACCCGGGAUACGCGGGACGCACCGAACUGCCGGAGUCUGUUAAAGCGUUGUUCCGUCCCGUGGUUUGCAUCCUGCCUGAUCUAGAGAUGAUCUGUCAGAUUUCGCUGUUUUCCGACGGCUUUCUCACGGCUAAAGUGCUAGCUAAGAAGAUGACGGUGCUGUACAAGGUGGCGCGCGAGCAGCUGUCGAAGCAGUCGCACUACGACUGGGGGCUGCGCGCGCUGACGGCGGUGCUGCGCAUGGCCGGCACGCUGCGCCGCGCCUCGCCCGCCCGCCCCGAGAUCGUCGUGCUCAUGCGCGCGCUCAGGGAUAUGAACCAUCCGAAAUUCGUGUUCGAAGACGUGCCAUUGUUCCUGGGCCUGAUCAAGGACCUAUUCCCCGGCUUAGAGUGUCCGCGCGUUGGUUACCCGGAAUUCAAUGCGGCCGUCACUCAGGUUCUGGAGAGGGACGGAUAUAUCGUUCUACCGCAUCAGGUGGACAAAGUAGUACAGCUGUAUGAGACGAUGAUGACCCGUCACUGUACUAUGCUGGUGGGCCCGACGGGCGGAGGAAAAACAGUCAUACUACAGACUUUAGUUAAGGCGCAGACCGAUCUCGGCCUGCCCACUAAACUCACCGUACUCAAUCCUAAGGCCUGCUCGGUGAUAGAAUUGUAUGGUGUCCUUGAUCCGGUCACCCGGGAUUGGACAGAUGGUUUAUAUUCAAAAAUAUUUCGCGAAAUGAACAGGCCGUCAGAAAAAGAUGAGCGACGGUACUCUCUAUUCGAUGGUGAUGUGGACGCCCUGUGGAUAGAGAACAUGAACUCGGUCAUGGACGACAACAAGCUGCUUACUCUUGCCAAUGGUGAGAGGAUACGUCUCGCUCCGUACUGCGCACUGCUGUUCGAAGUCGGGGAUCUCAACUACGCCUCGCCGGCGACAGUGUCCAGGGCCGGCAUGGUCUAUGUGGACCCCAAGAAUUUGGGAUACCAGCCCUAUUGGGACAGAUGGGUGCGCGGACGCAGCAACAGCGAGGAGCGCGAGCAGCUGGAGGGCCUGUUCGAGCACUACGUCCCGGGCGCCAUCAACUACAUCGUGCUCGGCCUGUUCGGGCUGCAGCAGCAGGCGCCGCUGCGCACCGUCGUGCCGCAGACGCCGCUCAACCUGGUGGUGCAGCUGUGCCACAUGAUCAGCGGACUGCUGCCCAAUAGAGAAGACACUAACGAAGAGAUCGAUAGGACCGUCGUCGAAUGCGUUUUCAUGGUGUCAAUGUACAAUAGCUUGGGUGCCGCCAUUGUGGAUGAUGGACGUUUCGAUUUUGAUGCUUACAUCAAGAAAGCCUGUCCGAUGAUGUUGGUGGAAGAUAACCCCGAAAAGAAGGCCACAACGAAACACUUUCCAAUGGGCUUUCCGUCUCUCUACGACUAUUGCCUGGAACUGACAACGAAAACUUGGGAGGCGUGGGAAUGGCUUGUGCCCGAGUAUAUCCACGAUCGCGAAAUGAAGUUUCCCUCCAUCUUGGUGCCUACUGUGGACACGCUGCGACUAACCUGGCUUAUUAAGAUCAUGGAGAGUGUAGAACGACCGGUUUUAUUGGUGGGCGAUACCGGCACGUCUAAGACCGCUAUCAUAACAAACUAUCUGCAUGGAUUGCCCGCAGAUAAAUACAUCAUUCAGCAAAUGAAUUUCUCAUCUCGAACGUCAUCGAUGGAUGUGCAAAGAAAUUUGGAGUCUGUGGUAGAAAAACGCACUAAGGAUACGUUUGGCCCGCCGGUCGGCAAGAAGAUGUUGGUUUUUAUAGACGAUAUGAAUAUGCCUAUAGUUGACACAUACGGGACUCAACAACCGAUCGCGCUACUGAAGUUACUUUUCGAAAGAAAAGGUUUCUACGACCGCGGGAAGGAUCUCAAUUGGAAGAAUUUAAAAGACAUUGGUUUUCUUGCCGCAAUGGGGAAAGCCGGUGGUGGCAGAAACGACGUGGACCCACGAUUCAUCUCAAUGUUUUCCGUAUACAAUCUACAAUUCCCAUCCGAGAGCACUCUGCGGCACAUUUACGUGUCCAUACUCAGGGGUCACUUCUCCAUUUUCGCUGAGGAAAUACAAGACAUUGUGGAUAAGAUUGUCCAGAUGACGCUCGAUCUAUAUAAGAUAAUAAUAGUGGAGUUACCGCCGACGCCUGCGAAGUUCCACUACAUCUUCAACCUGCGGGACCUGUCGCGGGUGGCGGCCGGGCUGUGCCUCGUGCACCCCAAGCUGUUCACCGACAAGCGCUCCGUGCUGCGCUGCUGGCGCAACGAGUUCACCAGGGUCGUCUGCGACCGCCUCAUCACUACACACGACAACGAGCUAAUGCGUGAACACAUUCAAGAACACAUUGUAAGAUACUUCCCUGAAGAAGAACCAGUUGUGCUUGAAGAGAUAGUGGUGCCUGAAGAAGAGGAAAAACAUCCCGAGGAAGAAGAAGACGAGUUCAUGAUAAGUGAACAAAAACAAAAAGCACAGGAAGUAACUGACGAAUCUGAGACUGUAAUGGAGGAAGAAGUGGAAGAAGAAGCGGAAAGAGUUUUAACGCUGGAAGAAUACGUGCUUCGAGAUCCGUUACUCUUCGGUGACUACCGCAACGCACUGGAUGAAGAUGAGGUGCGAUAUUACGAGGACUUGUUGGACUACGAAGCCGUUUACUUUCUGUUCCAAGAGAUCCUGGAGGAGUACAGCGAGCGCGUGGGUCCGAUGUCGGUGGUGCUGUUCGAGGACUGCCUGGAGCACCUGACGCGCGCGCACCGCGUGCUGCGCAUGCCGCGCGGACACCUCAUGCUGGUGGGCGUCGGCGGCUCCGGCAAGAAGUGCAUCUGCCGCCUGGCCGCCUUCGCUGCAGGCUGCGAAAUGUUUGAAAUCACGAUAACGCGUAACUACAAUGAGAACACUUUCAAAGAAGAUAUGAAGCGCCUCUACAAUCAGCUCGGCGUCGAGGGGAAACCGACUGUGUUCCUCUUUACAGCAGCACAGAUACUGGAGGAGGGUUUCUUGGAGCUGAUCAACAACAUGUUGAUGAUCGGUAUGAUCCCGGCGCUGUUCGGUGAUGACGAGAAGGAGGCCAUCAUCAACUCACUGCGCAACGAGAGCAACGAUGCGGGCUAUGGAGUCGGCAAAGACUCUGUAUGGAAUUACUUCUGCAACAAGUGUGCUGAAAAUUUGCAUAUCGUGCUGUCAAUGUCGCCUAGUGGUGAUAUUCUAAGAAACAGGUGUCGCAGCUUCCCCGGCCUCGUCAACAAUACUACGAUCGACUGGCAGUUCCCGUGGCCCAAGCAAGCGCUCUUGGCCGUCGCCAACGUCUUCCUGGCUGAUGUGAAAAAAAUCCCCGAUGAGUUCCGGAGUAUAAUAGUGGAGCACGUGGUGCACGUGCACUUGUCCGUGGCGCGCUACUCCGCCGAGUUCCUGGCGAGGCUGCGCCGCAACAACUAUGUCACGCCCAAACACUACAUGGACUUCCUCACCAGCUAUAUCUCGCUUCUCGGCGAGAAGGAUGCUUUCAUCGUGGCGCAGUGCGAGCGUCUAAAGGGCGGCCUGGCGAAGAUUGAAGAGGCUAAUGUUCAACUUGAAGACCUCAACGCUAAGCUGGCUGUGCAGAAAGUUAUCGUCGCGGAACAGACCAAAGAGUGCGAGAUUCUACUUAAGGAAAUAUCGACUGCUACUGAAGCAGCAGUAGGCAAGCAGCAAGUAGCGGCAGAGAAGAGUCAAGAGAUCACGGAACAGAGCAAAGUGAUAGCAGAGGAGAAGUCGGAAGCGGAAGAGGCGCUGUCUGCGGCCUUGCCCGCACUAGAGGCCGCUAGACUGGCGCUCUCCGACUUGGACAAGAACGACAUUACUGAGAUACGUUCAUUUGCUACGCCACCCGAAGCUGUGCAGGUGGUUUGUGAAUGUGUGGCCAUUAUCCGCGGCGUAAAAGACGUGAGCUGGAAAGGCGCAAAAGGUAUGAUGGCCGACCCGAACUUCCUUCGUAAUCUGCAAGAAAUGAACUGCGAUCUGAUAACUCAGGCACAAGUUAAAGCCGUCAAGGCGCAUAUGAAGAAAAGCAAGAAGCUGGACACAAUGCAGCAGAUUAGUAAAGCCGGGUACGGUCUACUGAAGUUUGUAACUGCCGUAUUAGGCUACUGCGCAGUUUACAAAGAGGUGAAACCUAAAAAAGAUAAAGUGGAAGCUUUGGAGAAGGAGUACACAGAAGCCGUGAAUUAUUUGGCGUCAUUGAACAGGGAGAUAGAGCGUUUGCAGAAAACCUUAGACGGCUUGAACAGCCGAUAUGAAACUGCAAUGUUGAGGAGACAAGAGCUGCAAGAGGAGACGGAUUUAAUGAUGAGAAGACUGAUCGCCGCCGAUAAACUAAUGUCCGGACUGUCCAGUGAACAAAAGCGUUGGACUGAGGAUUUGGCGGCGUUGCAUCUAGAGCAGUCUAGAUUGAUUGGGAAUUGUUUGCUCGCUGCGUCGUUCCUGAGCUACACCGGACCCUUUUCUUUCUCUUUCCGCGAGACGAUGAUUUACGAGGACUGGCUCGGUGAUGUUAAGGAAAGGGGCAUCCCACUCACGGAACCUUUUACUAUUCAGAAGAAUUUGACCAAUGAAGUUGAAAUAAGCGGUUGGAACUCUGAGGGUUUACCACCGGACGAACUUUCCGUACAGAAUGGUAUACUGACCACCAGGGCAUCUCGCUUUCCGCUAUGUAUCGACCCACAGACGCAGGCCCUCUCCUGGAUCAAAAAGAAGGAAGCUAAAAACAAUUUGAAGGUACUCUCUUUCAACGACCCGCAGUUCGUCAGGCAUCUUGAGAUGGCGAUUAAAUAUGGCAUACCGGUUCUGUUUCAAGAUGUCAACGAGUAUAUAGAUCCCGUAGUGGAUAAUGUGCUAGAGAAGAAUAUCAAAGUGGAGAGCGGGCGUACGUUCGUCAUGCUGGGCAGCACGGAGGUGGACUACGACCCGAACUUCCGCCUGUACCUGACCACGAAGCUCGCCAACCCGCAGUUCAACCCUGCCGCAUAUGCCAAGGCCGUCGUCAUCAAUUAUACCGUCACCGUUCAAGGUUUGGAAGACCAACUCCUUAGCGUAGUGGUCCGUGCUGAACGUGCGGAUCUAGAGGAACAGCGGGAGAGUCUCAUCAUGGAAACCAGUGCCAACAAAAGUUUACUGUCCGGGCUUGAAGAUUCAUUGCUGAGGGAGCUGGCCACCUCCACCGGCAACAUGCUCGACAACGUGGAGCUCGUCAACACUUUGGAGAACACCAAGUCUAAAGCUGCAGAGGUGAUGGAAAAACUGGAACUAGCAGAGGCAACGACUAGUGACAUAGAAAAACUCCGGGAUGGCUACCGACCAGUGGCGAAACGUGGUUCCAUUCUGUUCUUCGUUUUAUCCGACAUGGCCGUAGUCAACUCUAUGUACCAGUACUCACUGUCUUCUUAUCUUGAUGUGUUCUCAUUUUCACUGCGUAAAGCGAUGCCGAACGUGAUCCUAGCGAAGCGCUUAAAGAACAUUAUCGAUAUGCUGACAAAGAACGUGUAUGACUACGGGUGCACUGGUAUUUUCGAACGUCAUAAGCUGCUGUAUUCGUUUCAAAUGGACAUAAAGCUGGAGCAAAGCGAAGGUAAUGUUAGUCAGGCGCAGCUGGAUUUCUUCAUCAAAGGAAAUGUUUCUUUGGAGAAGGCAUCAAUAGCUUGUCCGGCCUCCUGGAUCCCUGCGCAGGGUUGGCAAGACAUAAUGAAAUUAAGCGUUGAUUUCCCGGAGACGUUUGGCUCGUUGCCCAGCGAUAUCAGCCGUGGACUAGAAAAUUGGCGAGAAUGGUUCGACAGCGACACGCCGGAGUCGCACGAGAUCCCGAACAGGUACAGGGAGCGCAUGAAACCGUUCGAGUUGCUGAUGUUGCUGCGCUGCUUCCGUGUGGACCGCGUGUACCGCGCGCUGAACGACUACAUCACCGUCACCCUGGGCGAAGAGUUCAUCACCCCGCCUGUCAUAAGCUUAGACAUGAUAUUCGAGCAAACAACUCCGUUCACUCCCGUGGUGUUCAUACUAAGUCCCGGAUCGGACCCCACGGCCGAUUUGAUGAAGUUGGCUGACCGAUGCGGCUUUGGUGGCGGCAAGUUUAAGUAUUUGUCUCUUGGACAGGGCCAGGAAAGUACGGCAUUGGCACUUCUAGAAGGUGCUAUAUCACACGGCCAGUGGCUGAUCCUGCAAAACUGUCACCUUCUCAUCGCAUUCCUACGUGAAAUAGAGAAGCAAUUGGAGAUGAUGACAAAGCCACAUCCUGAGUAUAGACUGUGGCUCACGACCGACCCAACACCAGCAUUUCCUAUAGGGAUUCUACAGAGAUCACUUAAAGUGGUAACCGAGCCACCUAACGGCUUGAAGUUGAACUUACGCAACACGUACUUCAAGAUGCGCGCGCACGCUUUAGAAGAGUGCUCUCACCCGCAGUUCAAGAAACUCGUCUACGUGCUUGCAUUCUUCCACGCUGUUGUACAAGAGCGCCGCAAAUAUGACAAGAUAGGCUGGAACAUUUCGUACGACUUUAGCGAGUCUGACUUCGUGGUGUGCAUGCAGAUUCUGCAGUGCUAUUUGGAACGCAGCGCCGACGCCAUACCUUGGGCCACACUCAAAUAUCUUUUUGGAGAGGUAAUGUACGGUGGUCGAGUGAUAGACGAUUUCGACCGUCGCGUGGUUGGCACGUACAUGGACGAGUACUUGGGCGAGUUCCUGUUUGAUAAGUUCCAGCCGUUCCACUUCUACAAAGAUGAGACCUUUGACUACGUUAUACCGCCGGACGGAGAGCGAGACGACUAUAUUGAAUUCAUCGACACGUUACCGCUGGCGAAUACGCCCGAAGUGUUCGGGCUGCACCCGAACGCGGAGAUCGGGUACUUCAGCCAGGCCGUGCGCGAAGUGUGGACGCACCUUAUCGACUUACAGCCGCAGACCAGCGAGGUUGGCGGUGCAAUGAGUCGCGAAGACUUUAUAGAUUCGAUUGCGGUGGACGUUUUAGCAAAGCUGCCCCCGCUGUAUGAGAUAUGGCGCGUCCGCAAACAAUUCGAAAUGAACAUUACGCCAUCACUCGUCGUGCUGUUACAGGAACUCGAAAGGUUCAAUCGGCUGAUCGCGAAGAUGCGCAGCACGCUGUCGCAGCUGCGCAAGGCGCUGGCGGGCGAGAUCGGCAUGGACGCGGUGCUGGACAACGUGGCGUGGGGGCUGUACAACGGCCAGCUGCCGGCCGCGUGGCGCGCGCUGGCGCCGGCCAGCUGCAAGCCGCUGGCCGCCUGGGUCCACCACUUCACCGAGCGCGCGCGCCAGUAUACCGACUGGGCGAGUGUGGAGGAGCCGCUGGUGAUGUGGCUGUCGGGGCUGCACGUGCCGGAGUCGUACCUGAUCGCGCACGUGCAGAGCGCGUGCCGCGCGAGCGCCUGGCCGCUCGACCGCUCCACGCAGUACACGCGCGUCACGCCGCACCGCGCGCCCGCAGACAUCGAGCAGCGCCCCGCAGCGGGAUGCUACAUCCGUGGACUAUAUUUGGAAGGCGCACGAUGGGAUCACGAAGAGGGAUGCUUGAAGCGUUCGCAUCCCAAGGUGCUAGUUACAGAGCUCCCGAUCAUGCACAUCAUACCGAUUGAAGCUCAUAAGCUUAAACUGCAGAACACGCUCCGAACACCCGUAUACACAACGUCACAGCGACGCAACGCAAUGGGUGUGGGCUUGGUGUUUGAGGCAGAUCUCUGGACUGCGGAGCAUUGCAGCCAUUGGAUUCUACAGGGCGUGUGUCUUAUAAUGAACACUGACUGA
Molecule: messenger RNA, 14760 nt
Organism: Parnassius mnemosyne (clouded apollo)
Lineage: Eukaryota; Metazoa; Arthropoda; Insecta; Lepidoptera; Papilionidae
Source: the annotation of a GenBank genome assembly